Messenger RNA from Gadus macrocephalus (Pacific cod), 1496 nucleotides. It is a transcript of the gene immp2l, whose product is annotated as inner mitochondrial membrane peptidase subunit 2. Lineage: Eukaryota; Metazoa; Chordata; Actinopteri; Gadiformes; Gadidae. Gene Ontology annotation, molecular function: serine-type endopeptidase activity. The transcript is spliced from 5 exons. The coding region runs from base 526 to 1068 and encodes 180 amino acids. The record is from RefSeq and is a predicted model, not a curated record. Gene Ontology annotation, biological process: mitochondrial respiratory chain complex assembly. Gene Ontology annotation, cellular component: mitochondrial inner membrane peptidase complex; membrane.
AAGUCGCCAUCUUCUGGUCACGUGGACAAAACAACAGAAAAUGAGCCAAUCGGAAGCCAUGAAGGUAUCACUUGGUGUAGUUCUCAGGAGGCCGAUACGUGGCGAUAGAGUCCGUCGGCCAGCUCUGAUCUGGGAUCGGUUCACUCAUCUAUUAGCAAGAUCAAACCUUUGAAUUCUAGAUUUCAAAUCGGUUCAGACGACGUGGUGUGUUGCAUUCAGGUUGCAUUACUAAGGUCACUAAAUAAGGCGGCCCUAGGACCCGGGGACGGCUCUAGGACCCGGGAGAGACGGCCGCAGUGACGGUUACACCCCGGAAGUCUCUAGUAGGUCAACAACAGCACGCUGGUUCCGUACAUUAAAGGACAUCGGCCGGCUUCGGAGAGGACGAAGUCGAUAGAUACCUCAUUAAAGAUCCUCUUUAAUCAGCAUUCAAACGAAUACUAUUAAACGAUGCAACUACGGUAUACCUUUUGCAGAAAGAGCGUAUGAUUUGAACAAACUACUGUUCCGGUCCGUGACCAGCAGAUGGCGCAGCAGGCGGGCCGGCGGUACCUGCGGGCGUUCGUCGGCGGGUUCUUCGUGGCGGUCCCAGUCACCGUCACGGUUCUGGACCGCGUGGCUUACGUGGCCCGGGUGGAGGGCACCUCCAUGCAGCCCUUCCUGAACCCAGAGGGCGUGUCUGCGUGUGACGUCGUCUUGUUGAACCGCUGGCGCGUGCGAAACUACGAGGUACACCGCGGUGACAUCGUCUCCGUCGUGUCUCCUAAGAACCCCCAGCAGAAGAUCAUCAAAAGGGUGGUCGCCCUGGAGGGAGACUUCAUCAGAACACUGGGAUAUAAAAACCGCUACCUACGCGUCCCUGAAGGCCACCUGUGGAUCGAGGGCGACCACCAUGGACACAGCCUGGACAGCAACAGCUUCGGACCGGUGUCAGUGGGUCUGCUCCAUGGCCACGCCUCUCACAUCAUCUGGCCGCCCAAUCGGUGGCAGCGGAUCCAGCGGUCCCUUCCUGAGGACCGCGGCCCCCUGCUUAGCUCCCACGCUGCGGAGGAAGAGGAGGAGUUCUGAGGAGGACGACUGAUGAAGAGGAUCUUGUGGUCGAACUGAACAGCUGGACUUACUGUCGGGGGGGAGGGCCCCAACAUCCUGUCUGUUAUGGGACGUUACCCUGAACCCAUCCACACGCUGUCUACGGUUACCCGGAGGACCGGACCGAACACAGCAAGAUGCCAGCAGUACACCUGAUUUUACAUGAGGCGGGCCACUUGUAACCACGGCAACCAUUUUCAAUCACUGGCUUUGUUACUUACUUGUUAAUUCCCAUAAUACGGUCUGUUAUUUAUCUAAUGGAUUUAAAUACAAUAUUUUAUUCAAGCAUCAUAUUCUCUUUUAUGAGAAGCUGAGAUGAAUACUAUUAAGUAGGAUGUUGCAAUUCAAUAAUGAAUAUGAAAGUUGAAUGAGUUUCAGAAAUGAACAAACGUUUACAGAAAAACAAA